AUGCUGCCUACUAGCUGUGAGAGCGCCUUAAAUAAGUUAGAUAUAUCAGUCAAUGUCAUUAAAGAGCAAGACUUCUCUUUCUCGAAUGUUAUUUUGGGUCAAGGUGCUCAAGGAAUUGUUGUCAAGGGAAAAUAUUUGGGGUCUGAUGUUGCCAUUAAGUCAAUACCAAUUAUUAAGGAAAAAGUAAAAUAUUUAUUAAGAGAAAUUGCAUUAUUGGACAAAAUCAGACAUCCUAAUAUUAUUUCUGUUAUGGCUGUGUGUAGUACUGAUACUAAGUGCCAUAUCAUAAUGGAAUUUUUUAAAUCGCAUUCUCUCCAGGACAUCAUAUUUAAUAAGGAUAAGGGAAUUAAUUUUAUAAUGGAUUUAACAAUGAAACGUAAAAUUGCAUUGCAAUUAAGUUACGCAGUUGCUUACCUUCAUCUACAACCCCAACCAAUAAUUCAUCGUGACAUUAAACCUGCAAACAUCUUGAUCAAUGAACAUUCCUUAACCAAACUUUGUGAUUUAGGACUAGGGAAAAGUAACAGUUUUUGUGAUAGUUUAGAUUCGACGUAUCAUGGUCGUUGGCGUGGCACAUUGCCUUACAUGGCUCCAGAAAUUUUGUUGGACAAUGAAAAUGCGAACGAAAGUUCAGACAUUUGGUCGCUUGCGUGCACCUUCAUUGAACUUUUUAGUGAACAGAAAGUAUGGAAUGUUCAUAAUGUGAGUGGAAUGAUAAAAAUAUUGAAUGAUAAGGAAACACCAAGGGUUGAAUGUAUGCCGCAAGAUAUGCGAGUACUUAUUCGUCAAUGUUUCAGUUAUAAUAAGUCAAAUCGUCCAACGAUAAGAAAUUUUCUAAGCUUAUUAGAAAAGAAAUAA
Leptopilina heterotoma is the source of this 858-nucleotide messenger RNA. Its product is annotated as putative mitogen-activated protein kinase kinase kinase 7-like. The record is from RefSeq and is a predicted model, not a curated record. The transcript has a single exon. The coding region runs from base 1 to 858 and encodes 285 amino acids. Gene Ontology annotation, molecular function: ATP binding; protein kinase activity. Gene Ontology annotation, biological process: protein phosphorylation. NCBI's taxonomy places the organism in Eukaryota, Metazoa, Arthropoda, Insecta, Hymenoptera, Figitidae.